UCACAUACACUUGAUACAUGUCUAUUUGAAUUUUGAACCAGCUGGAUGGUCAUUGGUCAUUGGUCAUUGAGAGGUUGGUCCUUUGAUUCUCAUAUAUAUCAAUCGCCCUCAGCUAAAAUAGGUUGCCCUGCCCGGCCCGUGUUUCAACGUCAUGGCUUCUGGGUUGAGCUGUAUGAAGUUUAUAUAUCGACCGGCGGAAUUGGUGGUAUUUCCACUAGGUGUGUGAUUAUCGGUUCGACGACGGUGACCAAUGGGCCGGCGACACUUGUCCUGUAAGAUGAUUGUAAGUAACUGCGUGACGUGAGACAUGGCGCAACUAUUUUUUUCGUCUCUUCUUUUCUUUUCUUUUCAGUGAAUGCUCUUGUAUAUAUAUUGUGUUGUGGCCUUGUGGGUAGACUAAAGAGAUGAUGGCCGGCCGUCGUCCCAAAUUCCAGUUCCCAGCUCCCACGGUCCAAAACUAAGAAAAUCAAAAGGAUAAAUAAGCAGGUCUCUGCCGGAAACGAAGACAGGAGGAGGAGGAAAAGAAUGGAGUGGAUGGAGAUACUUACUGGGUUGGCCCUGGCUCUGUUGGCCAGUGUGUGUGUUUACACGCACAGUGUUCUGUGGUUGAGACCACAAAGGCUUCGAGAAAAGCUGAGGAAGCAAGGAAUCCAAGGUCCAAGACCUUCUAUUCUCACUGGAAAUGUGUGGGAAAUCAAGACCAUCCAAUCGAAAGCAGCGGUGUCUUCAACAGAACGUCACGGACGUCUCACCGAUGACUACGCGGCUCUCCUCUACCCUUACCUGGAAUUCUGGAGGAAGCAAUAUGGUCCAAUAUUUACGUACGCAACGGGGACAGUGCAACAUCUGUACAUAAGUGAGCCCCAUCUGGUGAAGGAAAUAAGCCUAUGUAGAUCUUGGGACUUGGGCAAGCCUGUAUACCUAGUCAAGCAGUUUUGGCCCUUGCUUGGACUUGGCAUUACCAGGUCCAACGGGCAGCUUUGGGCCCACCAGAGGAAAAUAAUUGCACCCGAGUUCUUCAUGGACAAAGUCAAGGGAAUGGUGGGACUGAUGAUAGAAUCUGCCCUGCCACUGUUGAAAUCAUGGGAGGAUCGAGUUGAAGGGGAUGGAGGAAUUGCAGACAUUAGAAUAGAUGAGGAUUUAAGAAACUUAUCGGCAGAUGUAAUCUCAAAAGCUUGUUUUGGGAGUUCUUAUUGCUACGGCAAAGAGAUAUUUUCACUAAUUUGGGCACUUGAAAGGACUGUUUCAUUUGCAGGAGUACUUAAUAAAAUUCCUGCUUUUAGAUGCCUUCCAACCAAAAACACUAGGGAGGCUUGGAGAUUAGAGGAGGAGAUCAAAGAGUUGAUUCUGAAGGUGGCAACAAAACGAAAAGAAGAAAGUAAUUAUGUAACAUCAUGUGAGACUGAAAAGGACCUAUUACAAAUGAUACUUGAGGCUGCCUGUGCUGAUCAGCUUGACCAAGAAACAGCUAAUCGCUUCGUUGUAGACAACUGUAAGAACAUAUAUCUUGCUGGCCAUGAGACCGUUGCUUCAGUUGCCACAUGGACCUUGAUGCUACUGGCUUCACAUCCCGAAUGGCAGUCACGUGCUCGCACCGAGGUCUUUGAUGUGUCCGGCGGUGGGUUGCCAGAUGCUGACUUGCUUUUCAAGAUGAAAACGUUGACAAUGGUGAUUCAAGAGACCCUUCGGCUGUUUCCUCCAACAUCGUUUGUUUCGAGAGAGGCAUUUGAAGAGAUGCAGUUGGGUGGUUUUCGCAUCCCGAAAGGUGUAAACAUUUGGAUUCCCAUUCCUACAUUGCACCGCAUCCCUGAAAUUUGGGGGCCGGAUUCGGAUGAAUUCAAGCCAGAGAGGUUCGCCCACGGAAUAUUUGGUGCUUGCAAGCUUCCACAAGUAUUCAUUCCGUUUGGACUGGGGCCUCGCACAUGCUUGGGCCAGAAAUUUGCCAUGGCUGAGUUGAAGACUGUUCUUUCUCUACUGCUUUCUAAGUUUUCUUUCUCCCUCUCUCCUAAAUAUGUUCAUUCUCCCUCGUUUAAAAUGGUUUUGGAGCCCCAAUAUGGAAUGAAUCUCCUUGUAAGCAGAAGAUCUAAAGCAGGGCCUUAGAAGGUGAUUAUAUAGGCUCUUUUUCUUUUAUUCCCUUCUAAUAUUCAAUUUCAUUGUGGCA
Nelumbo nucifera (sacred lotus) is the source of this 2161-nucleotide messenger RNA. Lineage: Eukaryota; Viridiplantae; Streptophyta; Magnoliopsida; Proteales; Nelumbonaceae. The record is from RefSeq and is a predicted model, not a curated record.